Messenger RNA from Ahaetulla prasina, 2288 nucleotides. RefSeq names its product solute carrier family 39 member 7 (gene SLC39A7). Gene Ontology annotation, biological process: zinc ion transmembrane transport; intracellular zinc ion homeostasis. The record is from RefSeq and is a predicted model, not a curated record. NCBI's taxonomy places the organism in Eukaryota, Metazoa, Chordata, Lepidosauria, Squamata, Colubridae. Gene Ontology annotation, molecular function: zinc ion transmembrane transporter activity. Gene Ontology annotation, cellular component: membrane.
AAGGGCGAACCUCUCGUUCCUCUACGGAGCAGCCGCAGCCGCCAUGAUGGCGGCGGGCGGGACGCUCCGCGGCGCCAUGUCGGAGACGGGCGAGAGAGCGCGAGAGAGGCCGCGUGUAUGUUCUCGCGAGGGUUUUGCGAGGUGGGCGGGGCCUGGAUGCCACGUCUGGUCUGAGCCCGGCGCGUCUCUGGGAGCCGGGGCUAUGGCGAUGAGCGGCGGCGGAGGGCUCCGGGGGGCUCCGUUGGCCCUGGCGGUCUGCGCGGCCUUGCUGUGUGCCGCCUCCGCCCAGCACGGGGACGCGCACCACGGGCACACGCACAGCCACGGCCACGGCUGCCACGGGCACACGCACGAGCACAUCUGGCACGGGCCCGGCCCGGGAGAUCCCGCCCACCAGGGCCACGCCCACUCCCACGAGGGCCACGGGGGUCCCGGGCAGAGCGGGCCCCCACCCAGGAGGGAGAAGCUGGAGCCCCUCCGCCUGUGGAGCUACGCCCUGGGGGCGACCCUCCUCAUCAGCGCCGCCCCCUACUUCAUCCUCUUCCUGAUCCCCGUGGAGUCCAACAGCCCCCAGCACCAGGCCCUGCUCAAGCUGCUGCUCAGCUUCGCCUCGGGGGGCCUCUUGGGGGACGCCUUCCUGCACCUCAUCCCCCACGCCCUGGGUGAGUCCCUCCCCCCAGGCCCUGGGGCGACCCUCCUCAUCAGCGCCGCCCCCUACUUCAUCCUCUUCCUGAUCCCCGUGGAGUCCAACAGCCCCCAGCACCAGGCCCUGCUCAAGCUGCUGCUCAGCUUCGCCUCGGGGGGCCUCUUGGGGGACGCCUUCCUGCACCUCAUCCCCCACGCCCUGGAGUCCCACGCUCCUCACGGAGAAGAAGGCGGUGGCGGCCACGGCCAUUCCCACACCAAGCCCUCCGGCCACGGCCACUCCCACCAAGGCCCCGAGCACCAGCACACAAUGGCCGUCGGCCUCUGGGUCCUGAGUGGCCUCGUGGCCUUCUUGGUGGUGGAGAAGUUCGUCAGACACGUCAAAGGGGGACACGGCCACAGCCACGCUCACGCUGCCAAGGCCAAGAGCAGCGAUGACGAAGGGGAGAAGGAGGGGCUCCGAGGGCCUGCCAGGAAGACGGAGGCGCCCCCAGAGUCUGCCAUGCGUGUGGCCGGCUACCUCAACCUGGCUGCUGACUUCGCCCACAACUUCACGGAUGGGCUGGCCUUGGGCGCCUCCUUCGUGGCGGGCAGUACCGUGGGCGCCAUCACCACCCUCACUGUGCUGCUCCACGAGGUGCCCCAUGAAGUGGGCGACUUCGCCAUCCUCGUCCAGUCUGGCUGCACGAAGCGGAAGGCCAUGAAGCUGCAGCUGGUGACGGCCCUGGGGGCACUGGCGGGCACAGUCUGCUCCCUGCUGGCGGAGGGCGUGGGCGAGGUGGCCACUGCCUGGAUCCUGCCCUUCACGGCCGGCGGUUUCAUCUACGUGGCCACCGUCUCUGUGAUCCCGGAGCUCCUGCAGGAAGCGGGGCCGGUCCAGUCCUUGCUGGAGGUGCUGAGCCUGCUGGGCGGCGUAGUCAUGAUGGUCUUCAUCGCCCGAUACGAGUAGAGAGGAGGAGGAGGAGAUUUGGCGUCGGGUGGGGGGGCGCAAGGCCGCUGGAAGGAGCCGCCCCUGCUCGCGUGGGUGCCUCUCCCCCCCCCCCCACGCUGCUCCACGGAAGGCCUGGCUGUUCCUGCCUUCCAGGGCAAGGACGGGAGCAGGAAACGGGUCUGGCCGUCCAGGGGACCAACUUGUCUGUCCCAAGGGGCACCCUGGGAAUUGCUGCACCUGUACUGUAUGUGUGUGUGUGUGUGAGAGAGAGAAGGGGGGGGGGUGACAGCGAGUUGGGCACUUCCUUGCAAUUCCAGGGGCAGAAUUUGCACAGCCCCCCUCCCAUCUUUCUGCCGGAUAGUGCAGACAUGGAUCACAUUUCCUGCCCUCUGUCUUCCUCCCCACGCCUGGCCUGCUGAGGGAAGAGGGGCAGAGACAAACAAAAAUCAUGCUUUUUCAGGGGAGCCAGCUGGCGUGCGAGAGAGGUUCCGGCGUACAUUUCUUUCAUAUCUCCUUUUUUAUAUGACGGUGGGGUAGAAGCGGGGAAAGAAGCGGGGUGAACGGCUGAACAGGCGAAGGGCUGCCCCCUGGAAAGCUGCCAAGGGCUCCCGGCCUCUUAUCUAAGGAGGUUGGUCACCCAGCUUGUGUUUCCAGGAGGGAGGGAGGGAGUAAGAACUCCUUCAAUAAACACGUCCAGACUCCAGAGGUCCUC